UGCUUCUCUCCUAGAGAUCAAAAACAUCCAUUUCUCCAAAAUUUCCAAUCUCAAUUUGAAAAUUACAAAAAAAGAAAAAAGAGAGAGAAAAACCCAGUUGGAAAUUAUUACCCAAAUAAAUAAAUAGUAGUUUACAAUUAUUUUUGAAGAAGCGUCUUAGAUUCUCAGCUUUAUCACUGUAUUGAUAAUUCCCCUUCUUCUCUCUAACAGAAAUACUUGAAAUUUGUAGUAAAGAAAACCAGAAAACAUGUCGGCUCCUGCGCAAGAAGAGGAGAAGACCCUUCAAGAAGAGCUUUCUUUACCAAUCUUAUUAGCAGACCGCGUAAUCAAGUCCGCCCAGGAGGCUGAGUCCUCCAAACAGGAGUGCGCCGAUCUUGCCCGUCAGGUCGACCGUCUUUCUCAUAAGCUCCGAUCAUGCGUCCGUCUCUCCACUUCUUCUACUCCCAACCAGCCCAUUUACGAGCGCCCACUCCACCGAAUCGCCGCCGAUAUCGCCAAGAACCUCGAUCGAGCUCUCACCCUCGUUCGGAAGUGCAGACACAGUGGUCUCCUCCGCCAUGUCUUCUCCAUCACCACCACCGCUGAUUUCCGCAAGGUUUCUAACCUCCUCGAGUCGUCUAUCGCCGACAUGAGCUGGUUACUCUCCAUUUACGAUUUCUCUGACGGCGGUACCGACCUCUCUCUUCCUCCUAUUGCCAGCAACGACCCAAUUCUCGCCUGGGUCUGGUCUUAUAUCUCCACCAUAAUCAUGGGACAGCUCAAGGACCGCAUCGAUGCCGCGAACGAGCUUGCUUCUUUGGCUCGCGAUAACGAUCGUAACAAGACCAUCAUCGUCGAGGAAGGUGGGGUUUUGCCUUUGCUUAAGUUGCUCAAGGAAGGCGCUUCACCUGAAGCCCAAAUCGCCGCAGCCAACGCGCUUUUCAAUAUCGUCACGGACCAGGAGAAAGUGAGGUUGGUUGUGGAUGUUCUUGGGGUACCCAUCAUUGUGGCUGUUCUUGGGGAAUCGUCCAUGAAGGUGCAGAUUGCGGUGGCUAAUUUGGUGGCUAGAAUGGCUGAACUUGACCCCAUUGCGCAGGAGGAACUCGUUAGAGAUAAUGUCAUAAGGCCGCUGGUUUCUUUGCUGUCCAUGGAUUUGGUUCUUGAGGUUGCCAAGCCACAGGUGGGGAGGAGCAUUCAUUCACUUGUUCAGAUGAAUAAAGAAUUGGCAGAGAAGUAUCCGGGGAAUAGCAAAAAUAAUCAUAGUGGAACCAGUAAUCACAGGGGAACUUUGAAUUUCUCCACCCACUCGUCUUUCUCGGACGGUAGCAGCAGGGGUAACCAUCUUAGGAAGGAAAGGGAGAUGGAGAGCCCCGAAAUGAAGCUUAAGCUUCAGGUGAGCUGCGCAGAGGCUUUGUGGAAAUUGGCUAAAGGGAGAUUAUCUACAAGCAGGAAGGUUACAGAGACAAAAGGGUUACUUUGUUUGGCCAAGAUUAUUGAGAAAGAGAAGGGGGAGUUGCAGUUUAAUUGUUUAAUGACAGUUAUGGAGAUCACCAUGGUGGCCGAGGAGAAUUCUGAUCUCAGACGGGCAGCUUUCAGGACCAACUCUCCUGCUGCAAAGGCAGUUUUGGAUCAGCUGUUGAGGGUGAUUCAGGAAGAAAGCACUCCCGAAAAUCAUAUUCCUUCUAUUAGAGCAAUUGGAUGUUUGGCUAGAACUUUUUCUGCAAAAGAGAAACCAAUAAUUAGUCAUUUGGUCAAGCAGCUUGGUAAUAAAAAUGUGGAAGUAGCCACCGAAGCUGCUAUAGCACUGGGGAAGUUUGCCUGUCCAGAUAAUUUCAAUUGUUCAGAGCAUUCAAAGGCCAUAAUUGAGUUUGAUGGUGUCCCACCUUUGAUGAAAUUGAUAAGAGUAAAUAAUCGAGCUCAAAGGCAUGGACUUGUAUUGCUCUGUUAUCUUGCUCUCAAUGCGGGAAACAGCAAAGCCCUUGAACAAGCCUGCGCUUUGAAUGCACUUGAGGGGGCAGCUCGCUCUGUUGUUGCUCAACAUCCUGAUCUGAGGGAUUUGUUCGCCGAAGCCAUACACCAUCUUACUCUUUAUCAGGCUGGAGCUCAUCCACACGGGCAGACACUUACAGUGUGACAAAUAAUCCAUGUGUGUUUGUGAGUUGAAGAAAACGAAGGUCACCUUGAUGGGUAGUUGGUGAAUCUUCCUUUGUCAGCUAUGUUUAUGGAAUUGGAAAUAGCAUUGUUGAGAAAAUUUACUAUGUACGUGGAAUGCAUAUAGAUUUUUCUCCAUUCUCUCCUUUUUUUUCAGAUUGACAAUCAGCAAUAUUUAGUUUGUAAAUCUUAUGAGUCACCAACUUUUUGGUGUUGGUGGGGGGGGGGGGGGAAGAGAGUUACAUUCAGCAGCUACUGUAGCUACAUUUUAGAGUUCUCCAUCAUACAAGUUUUCGUUGUAUAUUCAGGACAUUUAAAAUCUAUAUAGAAGUUAGGUUAUGUGAUAAA
Molecule: messenger RNA, 2478 nt
Organism: Carica papaya (papaya)
Lineage: Eukaryota; Viridiplantae; Streptophyta; Magnoliopsida; Brassicales; Caricaceae
Biological process (GO): cell surface receptor signaling pathway
Molecular function (GO): protein binding
Source: RefSeq, a predicted model, not a curated record